This is a messenger RNA of Elaeis guineensis (African oil palm), 989 nucleotides long. Its product is annotated as NAC domain-containing protein 83. Gene Ontology annotation, biological process: regulation of DNA-templated transcription. NCBI's taxonomy places the organism in Eukaryota, Viridiplantae, Streptophyta, Magnoliopsida, Arecales, Arecaceae. Gene Ontology annotation, molecular function: DNA binding. The record is from RefSeq and is a predicted model, not a curated record.
UCAUGGAUAGGCCAAGUUUUAUGAGGCAUGGAGUGGUGAAGCUGCCCCCUGGAUUUAGAUUCCACCCCACUGAUGAAGAGCUUGUGGUCCAGUACCUCAAGAGGAAGGUCUUCUCCUGUCCAUUGCCGGCUUCCAUCAUCCCCGAGAUCGAUCUCGGCAAAUACAAUCCUUGGGAGUUGCCUGGUGGGUCUGAGCAAGAGAGGUAUUUUUUCUACCUUAGAGAAGCCAAAUAUCCAAAUGGAAAUCGGCUGAACCGGGCGACCGGCUGUGGAUACUGGAAGGCGACAGGGAAAGACAAGAAGGUCUUAGCUUUGAGGAGCAACCAGGUGGUGGGGAUGAAGAAGGUGUUGGUCUUUUAUCAUGGCAACCCUCCAAGAGGGUCUAGGACUGAUUGGAUCAUGCACGAGUAUCGCCUUGCCGGCGCCGAGACUAGAACUGGUGCCUUCCCCCAAAGAAAGAACUCAACCCAUUUUUCCAUGGUUCCUACAAAAGAUUGGGUGCUCUGCCGCAUAUUUAAGAAGAAAAGAGCUACCAAGAUGGGAGUUGAUGUUGAAGAAUACUGUGAAGAUAGCCAAACUAGAAAUGGGGGAAUUGGUUUCAUUGAUUUCAUGGGGCUGCGAGAUGGCAGUCCACGAUCUUCCUCACCCUCUUCAUCGGAGUCAAGCUGUGUCACCGAGUUUUCUGAUGGAUCUAGCAAUGGAGAUGAAGCUACCUGCAGCGACAGUUUGUCACCUCCAUAAGGAAGAGAGGCUUAGAUCUCUUUCGCUUCGUUGUAUCAAAACUCAGAGCCUCCUUUUUUCCUUAAUCGGAGAUCCUCCAUGAAUAACCAUCAACCUUUUUUAACUUCAGGAAUUCUAGUCUUUUCAUCUCUUGUAAGUGUUCUUUUUUUAAACAACUUGAUACAAGAGAUCUCUGUGGAGCAUCAGAGCUUAUUACUAAUGUGGAAGAGAUGUUUCUCUUAAUGAACCUCAAUGUUUUGAUUAGUUCUA